This is a messenger RNA of Lathyrus sativus (Indian pea), 654 nucleotides long. Lineage: Eukaryota; Viridiplantae; Streptophyta; Magnoliopsida; Fabales; Fabaceae. The record is from the annotation of a GenBank genome assembly.
AUGGGAUCUGAAGGGCCAAAAGCUAUUACAAUUCAUGUAACUGGGUUUAAGAAGUUUCAAGGAGUGCCGAUAAACCCUACUGAGAUUAUUGUUAAUAAUCUCAAGGGUUAUGUUGAAAAGAAAGGUCUUCCGGAUGGUGUUACUCUUGAAAGUUGCACUGUUCUUGAAGUGGCUGGUGAGGGUGCACUUCCUCAACUGUAUCAGACUUUGGAAUCUGGUGUGUCUAAAACAGAUACAAACAGCAAUGCUAAUGUUGUUUGGCUUCACUUGGGGGCGAAUAGUGGAGCGACAAGGUUUGCCAUUGAGCGCCUGGCAGCGAAUGAAGCCACUUUCCGCUGUCCAGAUGAAUUAGGAUGGCAACCACAGCAUGUCCCGAUAGUCCUUGAAGAUGGUGGGGUUUCUCAAAAAAGAGAGACUUCUCUACCCGUUGAUGCAAUCUAUAAAUUCUUGAAGGGAAAAAGUUAUGAUGUGAUGUUAUCAGAUGACGCCGGACGAUUUGUUUGCAAUUAUGUGUAUUAUCACUCUCUCCGGUUUGCUGAACAGAAGGGUAACAAGUCUCUAUUUGUCCAUGUUCCCUUAUUUUCAAGUAUCGAUGAAGAAACUCAGAUGAGAUUCACAGCCUCUCUUUUGGAGGCCAUUGCUUCUGCAUGUUAA